UUUGUGCCCAAGGGUCUUACCUUACCAACAGGGUAAGUUUUGAGGAGGGCGAGAGGCCGUCGCUGCGCACACCAGACCACCCUGCCCUCUCUGUCGCGGGCCAGCCUCAGCGAUGACGGCAGCGGCAGAUCUAACCAUGCCGGCCUCGCGUUCGGCCUGGUGGUGGCCGCGGGGCUCUCCACCGCGGUGGGCGCCGCCGCGGUGUACUUCAAGGUGCUCGUGCGCCUCGCCAGCAAGGGCGUGCUGGCCUGCGGCCUGGGCUUCUCCGGCGGCGUCAUGCUCUACCGUCUCCUUCGUCGAGAUCUUCGUGAAGUCCCAGGACGCCUUCAGCGAGGCGAUCGAGGACCAGUCCCAUGCCUACAUCGCCGCGACGGCGUGCCUCUUCGGCGGGAUGCUGCUUCUGAGGUUUAUGGCCAUGCUGGUCCACGCCCUGGACAAGAAUCACAAGUGUCACGAGGACCCUGCGGUGGGAAUGCAGAUCAGGAGCCCUGUCAUGGGCCCCGGCACCAUCCGAAGGAGAAUCAAGCCGCGCAAACAUACACUUCUGGAGCUCCGCGCGGAUUUUUCAGGUCGGCGCUUGGACCUCCCCUCCCUGGCGCGCGGAGCGCGCCAGGGGUGGCGCCAGAGGCGCCGCCAGGGG
Molecule: messenger RNA, 640 nt
Organism: Prorocentrum cordatum
Lineage: Eukaryota; Dinophyceae; Prorocentrales; Prorocentraceae
Source: the annotation of a GenBank genome assembly